CCAAGCACCUUGGAGGCCGGACCUCGGCCCGCAGUGCGGGCAGGGGCGGGGAGGAGGGACCAAGGCUGAGCCCCGCCCCUCGCCAGCUGCUGGGCCUCUGGAGUGAGGGCACCGAGCUGCCCUGCGGCUGAGUGAGCCGGGCUAGGAUGGGCCAGGUGAACUGCAGGAGCCUGUGCCUCAGCCUGUUUGACUACAAGACCGAAAAGUAUGUGAUCGCUAAGAACAAGAAGGUGGGACUUCUCUACCGGCUGAUGCAGCUGGCCAUCCUGGCUUACCUGCUGGGGUGGGUGUUCCUGGUGAAGAAGGGCUACCAGACGGUGGACACCUCCAUCCAGAGCUCGGUCAUCACCAAGGUCAAAGGUGUGGCCUUCACUAACACUUCAGAGCUGAAGGAGCGGCUUUGGGACGUGGCUGACUAUGUCAUCCCCUCCCAGGGAGAAAAUGUUUUCUUCAUUGUCACCAACAUGAUUGUGACCCCGAAUCAGCGACAGACCACCUGUGCUGAGAACCCCAAUAUUCCAGGUGCUGUGUGCUUCCAGGACAGUGACUGUCCCAAAGGAGAAGCCAUCAUCACUGGGAAUGGAGUGAAGACUGGCAACUGUCUCAUGGGGGGCAGCAAUAACAGUGGCACAUGUGAGGUGUUUGCCUGGUGCCCAGUGGAGAAGCUGGCCAAGCCCAAGGAGCCCCUUCUGGGACAGGCUGAAGACUUCACCGUCUACAUAAAGAAUACCAUCCGCUUCCCCAAGUUCAACUUUUCCAAGUCCAAUGUGCUACAGACCAAAGACAGAAGCUUUCUGAAGUCCUGCCACUAUAGUCCCGAGACCCUCUAUUGUCCUAUCUUCCGGCUGGGCACUCUGGUCCACUAUACUGGGAAUGACUUCCAGGAGAUGGCCUCUGAGGGUGGGGUGAUAGGGAUCCAGAUAGAAUGGGACUGUGAUCUGGACAGAGCUCCCUCGGCCUGCAAUCCUCAGUAUUCCUUCAGCCGUCUGGACAACAAAUUUGCUGAGAAGUCGGUCUCCUCUGGAUACAACUUUAGGUUUGCCAAAUAUUACCAAGAUGCCAACGGGGUUGAGUUCCGCACACUGAUGAAGGUCUAUGGGAUCCGCUUUGAUGUGCUGGUGAAUGGCAAGGCUGGGAGGUUCAGCAUCAUCCCCGCGGUCAUCAAUGUGGGAACAGGAGUGGCUCUUAUGGGUGCUGGAGCUUUCUUCUGUGACUUAGUGCUCAUCUACCUGAUCAAAAAGAGCCACUUCUACAGAGAUAAGAAAUACGAAGAAGUGAGGCUAACCUCACAGAAAUUCCUGUCCAGGCGCCUGGUAAAUGGGAAACAGGACUCGGGCUGUCCAGGUGGACCGGAGCCACCGGAGCAACUCCAGACGGUGGAGACGUAGUCAGAGCGACAGCCCUGCUGCAGAGGAGCAUGGGAAAGCGGCUCGCAGGCCCCCAGGGUGGGCCAGCAUCACCAGGAUGGGGCACACCCAUGUGCCAUCCCCGGCUCCCCAGAACCUCCUUGUGUGUCUGACAGUUGCAGGCCACCCCUGGCCUCUGGGUAUUCGGGGCCCAUGGCUCCUGAAGGGGUCAGCCACUCUGGACAUAGUAGAGAAGGUGGGGAAGGGACAAGCUCACCACAUGGACCACACCGAGGGGCUGACAUGAGGCCAGCAUGGAACCUUCCUCUUCAUGUUCCAAGUCGGGCUAAGGGAGCAUGCGGGGGAGCAGUACCCUGGGCCCCUGGGAGCCCCCUUUGAGGAGGGAACACAGUCAGAGGACCCAGGCUCUUACCUGGGGCAGUGCCAGCCUGCCUGCCUUGGGCCCCUGCGUGUCAGAGUUGGGGAGGGGGCUACAGCACUGCCUGGCUCUUUGGGGGUGUCUCUGGCAGUCAAGCGAGCCCCAAUCUCUUGGUGUGGGGGGGGUGCUGCUGGAGACAGGCAACUUCUGGAAGGUAGAGCCUUCUCUCUGCUCAUCCCCUGGACCACAAACUUAGAAUUCAACUUAGGUGUGUGGUGAGGAUGGCUGAAAUGCUCUGCAAACAUUACCCAGACUUCCAGGACCAGUGAGGUGGCACUCCCAUCCUGCCACAGCCCCCCGGGGCUUGCCCCCGCCCCCCCCAGGGGCAAAGCUGGGGGCCCAGCAGCAUUGCAGGCCAGGCAGUGGGGGCGGGGUCCACUCUUCAGUCAGCCAGUCUUGCUUGGAGGCCCCCAGUGAUGGGCAGCCCUUGUGUCAAGGAGCCAAAUACAAGUGAGAGGCACCUGUGGGUGAGGAGGGGGGGGGGGGCGCACUUCUAAGAGGGGCAUGUGUGCAGCUUCUUCCCUUGGGCAGCACCAACGUUUCUGCACAAUAGAGCUUUAAUAAAUGCCUUG
This is a messenger RNA of Dromiciops gliroides (monito del monte), 2357 nucleotides long. It is a transcript of the gene P2RX5, whose product is annotated as purinergic receptor P2X 5. The coding region runs from base 147 to 1388 and encodes 413 amino acids. The record is from RefSeq and is a predicted model, not a curated record. The transcript is spliced from 12 exons. Gene Ontology annotation, biological process: response to ATP; monoatomic cation transmembrane transport. NCBI's taxonomy places the organism in Eukaryota, Metazoa, Chordata, Mammalia, Microbiotheria, Microbiotheriidae. Gene Ontology annotation, cellular component: nuclear inner membrane; plasma membrane. Gene Ontology annotation, molecular function: purinergic nucleotide receptor activity; ATP binding; extracellularly ATP-gated monoatomic cation channel activity.